This is a messenger RNA of Drosophila bipectinata, 2087 nucleotides long. It is a transcript of the gene Nepl5, whose product is annotated as Neprilysin-like 5. Gene Ontology annotation, biological process: protein processing. Gene Ontology annotation, molecular function: metalloendopeptidase activity. Gene Ontology annotation, cellular component: plasma membrane. NCBI's taxonomy places the organism in Eukaryota, Metazoa, Arthropoda, Insecta, Diptera, Drosophilidae. The record is from RefSeq and is a predicted model, not a curated record.
GAACUUGUCGCAGUUGGAAUCAUCAUGCUGAAGCUGAGCCUGGUGGCCUGGUUACUUUGUUCGCUGGCCUGGCGCACCAUGCCGACCGCCUGCCGUCAGACCCGACCCCCGCUGAGCAUUCAACAGCUACUGGCCACCCAAUUGCAGAGCUACAUGGACACCAAGACACGUCCCUGCGAAAAUUUCUAUCAGUACGCCUGUGGCAACUGGCAGAUUCAGCAAAAGGGGCAGGAGCCGGACCGGCAGCGGGACCGCGAGAGGGAGCCCGAGCACCUCCUGCCGAGCGACACACUGGGGGUCAUCGAGUCGUCUCUGAAUCAGCGGCUGGAACGGCUACUCCGUCGCGGCAACAACAGCUCCUCCGCUGAGGAGAGCUGCACCUUUGUAGAGCAGAUGCGUCGCUACUACCGUUCCUGCAAGCGCCUGAAGCCCUACAACCUGAAGAAGUAUUUGCUACAGCUACCACCCAGCAAUCUCACCUACUGGCCGCUAGUGGGUCGCGGAUGGCGGCGGGAAAACUUCGACUGGAUCACAGCCCUCGGCCGUUUGCGUCUUUACGGAUUAAAUGGCGUCCUGUUGCGGGAGGAUGUCAUGCCGCGGUGGGAUGACUCUCUCGCCUUUAGCAUAUAUAUUAAUAAGCCGAGUCGCCAGGAGACGCAGCCCAUGGGCGAGGGCGCCAUCAUCGAGCUUCUGCUGGACAUCGGACAGACAAAGCGGGCGGCCAAUGCCCUGGCGCGUUUGGUGGACGGCUUCGAGCAUCAGUUGCACCGCCUGCAGGACAUAGAAGACGACGAGGGACCGCGGGAGAUGCAACUGGGCUACCUAGACACCUUUCUGCCUCAGUUCCGGUGGCUGGCGUUUAUGCAACAGAUUCGCGUGGAUGUGGAAAUCGAUCUGCGCUCUACGCUGAUCAUCGAGAACAUCCCCUAUCUGAGAGCUCUUAGCGUCCUGGUCGAUAGUCACAUGCCCGAUACCAUCUGUAGUUACAUCAUGAUCCGGUGGCUGGCCUUCCUCAAGCAGCAGGGUCCCGGCGAGAUUGCGAGGGGGGAGUGCGUCGCCAGUAUGAGGAGAGCCAUGCCCCUGGCCAGCAGUUGGCUGAUUGGACAGCACUUCUAUGACCCGGACUCGGAACCCGAAAUUACUUCUCUAUUUGCCCGCCUAAAGCGACGCUUCAGCCAGAUCCUGUCGGAGAACCGACUCAGACUGUCGCCCCCAUUGGUUCACAUCCUGCAACAAAAACUCCAUGCCAUGAGGGUGCAAAUAGGGUUUAUCCAACCAGAUGAAAUCGAGAAGGUGGAGCAGUACUACGAGGGGCUCGACCUGAACGACCACAACUUUUAUGGGAACCAGUUGAACCUUCUGAGACUUCGUGUGGAAGCAACACACCGGCUGCUAUCCGUGGAGGCGACAGGAAACUCCACGGACAGCAACUUGGAUUACAUGGCGGAGGUUUUAGAUGGCAGCAGCUCUUCGCCGUUGUACGUGAGACCAAGAAACCUUGUCAUGAUACCCCAUGGACUGCUCCAACUGCCGGUGUGGCACCGCAAUAUUUCGUCCUUGCAACAGCAUGCCGUGCUGGGUUUCGCGCUGGCCCACGAGAUGGCACACGGGUUCGACGUAUCUGGAAUCGACUACGACGCCCAGGGCAACAUCAUGGGUCCCGUGGAGGAGAUCACCACCAGUAAGCAAUUCCGCCACGGCAUCCUUUGUAUGCAGAAGCAAAUGCCAUCCGGUUCGCGGUGGCUCAACGAGAAGCUGGCCGACUACGAGGCUCUGCGACUGGUAUACGAGUCCUUCUUUGGUCUUGGGGCAGGACGACGGGAGCCACGGGAUCCCCUCUUGCCACAGUUUAGCCAAAGACAGCUAUUCUUCAUCAGCUUUGCGCAGUUCUUUUGCGGAAGGAUACCAGUCCUGGGUCCACGAGGACAAUUCCACUCACAGGUCAAUUUGGAACACGCGGUCGACGAGCUGAGAGUUUUGGAAACAUUGGCCAACUUUGAGGAGUUCUCCAGGGAAUUUGGUUGCGAGAAAAGAACCAAGAUGCAGGCCAGCCAACGAUGUCGACUUUGGUGAGAAAGUAUUUUAGU